UGUGGCCCUUCGAUGGACAACAGUAUAUAAACUGAAGCGAAAGUCCAGUACUUACACAGCAGUUGUUUCAGCUUUGAUCAACAGCAAGCUCUCAGUAGAACCAUGCAGGUCCUCAUCUUGUUCGCUCUUAUCGCCGCCUCCCAGGCAGCUGUACUCCUACAUCAUCCUGCCGUUGUUAGUUCAGGCGCUAGCAGUCAAUACAGGAGUCAAGAUAGCUUAGGUGGCUACAACUUUGGCUACAAUGAGGGACAUCUUAGUGGGGGAUCCUUCCGAAAAGAAUCUGGAGAUGGCCAUGGCAAUGUUGCUGGUUCUUACGGACUGAGGGAUGCUGAUGGACGUGUUCGUGUCGUUAACUACGUUGCUGAUGCUGCUGGAUUCCGUGCCGAUAUCAAAAGCAAUGAACCAGGCGUAGAGCCCAAAGAUCCCGCUCAUGCAUCAAUCAACAAGGCUGGUCUGGCUGUAGCACCCGCACAUCACGCCAUAGCCUAUGCUGCUCCUGCUCUGGCAGCCGCACCUGCACAUAUCGCCUACGCUGCACCAGCUCAUUUAGCAUAUGCUGCACCAGCUCAUUUAGCAUAUGCUACACCAGCUCCUUUAGCAUAUGCUUCUCACCAUUUAGCUGCCCCUCGCUAUGGAUAUGCCUACCACUAUUAAACAUUCAGUAUACAGAACAAAUGACAAAGUUAACGUAAAAUAGUUUAUACCUCUAAAUGAAAAGACGAACUGUGAUUUGUGUCUUCUUUCCUUUCAAGUGCACUCUGCAUAUUGGCUUUUCCUUGAAAACUCGUUUUGCUUCUCUUUAGUGCAAUGCAGGCAAAAUUACUUUCACGUCAAACUAUGCAAGCAAGAUUCUUUAAUUUCUUUCGACAAAUAUAGCUGUUACUUUAGGUAGCUAGUCAAGGCUUACCGUACCAUAGUAGCCUACUAUGUCACAAAAUGUUCUUAAGGUACAAAGUUUCCAGUCAAGCUUACCAUGUUAAGUCAAUAUUUAUUUAGACUUGCAAGUCCAUCUCUCCAGCCAUUUCUUUCCUUUCAUUUCUUCAAGUUUCAUGGAAUUUCUCUUCAUGCUAAAUAUUCAUAUUUUUAUAGGUUCUUCUAAUUCAGAAUAACCAAAUAGCACAAACAUAUUUUUAUUAAUGCCUAUUUAUGUGCCAUUCAUUUUAUUAUGAUUCUGAUGAAAAUAAAAUACGUUUCAACAGCA
This is a messenger RNA of Stegodyphus dumicola, 1201 nucleotides long. RefSeq names its product cuticle protein 14-like. Gene Ontology annotation, molecular function: structural constituent of chitin-based larval cuticle. Lineage: Eukaryota; Metazoa; Arthropoda; Arachnida; Araneae; Eresidae. The record is from RefSeq and is a predicted model, not a curated record. Gene Ontology annotation, cellular component: chitin-based extracellular matrix.